GUUUUUUAUGAAACCUACCAACUGUUUACCUAUUUGUUUUUGUUUUGUUUUGACAGGCAGUUUCCAUCAAUUUUGGCUGUUAUUGACUAUGUGUGAUAGUGAAUCAUGUGAGGAGCAACAGAAGUGGCCUAUAGUUUAUUCAAAAUCGUAUAACGUGCAUUUUUGUGGUGUUGAGAAAUUACACCCCUUUGACGCUGCCAAAUGGGAAAACAUAUACAAACGCUUAAAAGAAUUAAUUUCAUUAAAUGACAAUGAAAUAUUUUUGCCCGAAGAAGCCACAAUACAAGAUUUGCUGCUUGUGCAUACACAAAGAUAUCUUAAUAGCUUAAAGUGGGGGUGGAAUGUUGCUAGUAUAGCUGAGAUUCCCUUGUUGGCAUUUCUUCCAAACAGAUUCAUUCAAAGAUGUUAUUUACGGCCUAUGAGAUAUCAAACUCGGGGAAGUAUGAUGGCUGGACAGCUUGCUAUAGAUAGAGGUUGGGCAAUAAACAUUGGUGGUGGAUUCCAUCAUUGUAGAAAAGAUCGGGGAGGUGGCUUCUGUCCUUAUGCAGACAUAACUCUCAUGAUUGAAAGUUUAUUUAAAUCUCGCCCAAAUGAAGUGAAGAAAAUAAUGAUAGUUGACCUGGAUGCACAUCAGGGUAAUGGUUAUGCAAGAGACUUUCUCGGAAAUUCAAAAGUGUUUAUAAUGGAUGUGUAUAACAGUGGAAUUUAUCCUCAAGAUACUGAAGCUAAAAAGGCUAUUCAUUGUAAAAUUGAAUUACACUAUUACACCCAAGAUGCUGAAUAUCUUGAUAAAGUUGAAAGUUGUUUAGAGCGUUCAUUGCGUGCUUUUCAUCCUGAUUUACUAGUCUACAAUGCUGGUACAGAUAUAUUAGAAGGUGAUACCCUAGGCCGACUUUCAAUCACUCCACAGGGUGUUAUUCGACGUGAUGAAUUGGUAUUUAUGAAGGCAAGAGAAAGAAGAGUUCCUAUUGUAAUGUUAACUAGUGGUGGAUAUACAAAGCAAAGUGCCCUUGUUAUUGCAGAAUCUAUUGCAAAUUUACAUGGUUUAGGUCUUAUUAGCAAAAAUUAGAUAUUUGUUAUUUUACAAUAAAAAUUAGAUGGAUAUUAAAUGUUUUAUAUUGCUCAAUAGAAUUUAGUACUAUCAAUAGUUGUAUAAUGAAGGAUUUUAUAUAUUUUAUGAAAAUGUACGUACUACCCCUAUGAUGUUUGAAUGUUAUUAUUCAAGUGACAGUAAUUAAAAGUAUAAAUCAAUAACCAUGUUUGUUUUUUUUCCAAAACAGUAUUAUUGGGCAUGAUUAACUUGUUAAGAAAC
Messenger RNA from Nezara viridula (southern green stink bug), 1312 nucleotides. The record is from the annotation of a GenBank genome assembly. NCBI's taxonomy places the organism in Eukaryota, Metazoa, Arthropoda, Insecta, Hemiptera, Pentatomidae.